Molecule: messenger RNA, 696 nt
Organism: Scheffersomyces stipitis CBS 6054
Lineage: Eukaryota; Fungi; Ascomycota; Pichiomycetes; Serinales; Debaryomycetaceae
Product: A-agglutinin attachment subunit precursor
Exons: 1
Coding region: 1-696 (231 amino acids)
Source: RefSeq, a predicted model, not a curated record
AUGUAUCUUCCACUCAGUUCGGUCACCAAUUCUAUUUGGAACAAGGUCAGGUCACCUCACAAGAGGUAUAAGACGUCUGUAAUGGACCAACAGGAAACGUCUGCUGAUUCAGAAAACGCUACAUUGGACGCGGGCUCGAGUGCUGGAAAAAACUCCAAGUUGUCUCGCAAGCAUUCUUCAUCCACUUCAUCUAUUAUAUCACGUUCUUCGAACAAUCUUUCCUCGAGACGCAGAUCGGAGUCUCCUUCUGUGGUUUACCGCUCACAAGCCAAAAAAGCUACCGGUACUACUAUCUCAUCUUCGAACGCUUUAGCAGGAAGAUCAAACUCUUUUAACACAAGUCCAACUUUCACAUCUCCCCCAAGCAUCAUAGUUGGGCUGGGCAUGACUUCACCUGUGAAUUCAUCGAGUUCUUCACUUUUUGACUACCAUGGUGCUGGUGCUGAGGAGCCUCCUCAGGAAACUGCCCACAACAUCAUUCGUAUUGCUUCGCCGACUGUGGAUUCUGCAAUGAUGUCCCAGGAUUACACAAUUGAUGUCCCACUCAGAAUGAUCGAUACCAACCUGUCAUCGUUCAACUAUUUCCCAGAAACUCUGGGCAACGAUAAUGAAAACUCAGAUGUCUGGAGCUAUAAUCCGGAGGAAGGUCAUACUUACAUUACCAACGAAACCAAGAAAAUGGUUCGUUUCACCUAA